AUGCACGCUAUCGGCGCAAGCCACAACUGUUUCUCCUGCAUUCAAGCCGACGAACUGCAUGAGAAUAGGCAUCGGAAGAGACUUGAGACAAACCAGCUGACAUUUGCACCCAAACAUAUGAGAAAGAUCGCAGAGCUUCUUGCCGAAUAUAGGGUCGCGAAUGGCAUAGUGGCAGACCCAGCCAAGACAAGAGCAUUGCUGCAAGAUCUGCCUGCGAACGUCCCUCAUGCCCAGCAAGCUGUCCGCGAAUUCGACUUUGGUAAUGGUGACUUUGAAGACGAACAACAUGAUGAGCAUGACGACGACGCUCUGACUAUGACAGACACCACAACCAGCACGCCUGACGAGAGUGACCCACAGCCCAUACAUCCUCCGAAGCUGACCGCAGCUGAGGCUCGAGCACUCAAAAAAGCCGCCAAAGCAGCAAAAUCGCAAGUCAAGGCUGCCAAGAACCAACAGAAGCACACCAUCAAUGUGCGGACAGCAGAUGUUGCAUUUGUUGCAGAGGUCUUGCACGGCGCCAAUUCAGGAGCAGGCGGCGCCACACACCCAUUGGCGAGCGACAAGACCAUCGAAGAGGUCAUCGCAAGAAACAGGGGAUUCAUGUCCGGCAUUGAGGCACACAAAAAGAUGCUCCUGUCCAGCAUUGCACAGCGGAGAAAGAGUGAGCGUGAAAGGCGCAAGAGCUCGAUUGCUGGUCUAUCGCACCAGGCUGGCGGCGGCAAGAAGAGGAGAUACAGCCAGGGUGUGCAUGAUUGUGAUGCCGAGGACGACGAGACGGAUGAUCUACUCGUUGCUGUUUUGGUAAAGCUCGGGGUUGAUGGAGGACACGCUCGGUCAAGUGGUUGUUCUGCGAAUGCUGCUGUUGCUGCUUCCAACGGGACUGGUGCAAAGAAGAAUGCCCUUGGAGCAGGGAUGAACAAAGCCCUUGUCUCUUCUACUCAGCAAACGCCUUCCAUUGUCGCCGCUCUGAAGGCACUGGUGAAAGAUGACCUGGAGAGGUUCGAAAAUGAGCAACGGGAGACCUAUGUUCGCGCAGGUGGGUUCUGGAGGUAUGUUGGUCGGCCUGUCUUUGAUCGCAUGACCAAGAUCGCACAAGAACUGAAUUGGAAGACGGGGGCGAAGCUGAAGGAUGCCAACAACAAUGAAAGGGAGGCUCGGUGA
This is a messenger RNA of Fonsecaea multimorphosa CBS 102226, 1164 nucleotides long. RefSeq lists its product as uncharacterized. The transcript is spliced from 2 exons. The record is from RefSeq and is a predicted model, not a curated record. NCBI's taxonomy places the organism in Eukaryota, Fungi, Ascomycota, Eurotiomycetes, Chaetothyriales, Herpotrichiellaceae. The coding region runs from base 1 to 1164 and encodes 387 amino acids.